AUGUUUCUAGUCUACAACUUCCUUUCGGGUGGAAAUCUUGAAACCUUCAUACAUCAAAGAUCUGGCAUGGAUAAGCAGUGGUCAACCAUUUACAAGAUAGCCACUGACAUAAAGCCUAGCAACAUCCUGCUUGACGAGGAACUUAAUGCCUACCUUUCAGACUUUGGGUUGGCUAUGCAUCUAGAAGUCUUGACCAGCAGUCACUCGAUCCAUCCUUCUCCUAAUAUGGGAAUGGAUUCACGGUUGUUGCAUGGCCCAGGACAAGUUGCUGAUCAAAGACUUGAUGCUUUUCUGAGUUCUUUUCUCCUGAAUUCUGGGAAUUGGGACCCAGGAGAAUUCGGUUGCCAUGUUAAGGCUAGCAUCAAGUUGCACCGGGGAAACCCUUUCUGUUAG
This is a messenger RNA of Fraxinus pennsylvanica, 393 nucleotides long. Lineage: Eukaryota; Viridiplantae; Streptophyta; Magnoliopsida; Lamiales; Oleaceae. The record is from the annotation of a GenBank genome assembly.